AUGAAUCGCGAACCAGUAUCCGCGGAGCCUGAAAGCCUCGUCGCGAAAGACCGGACACGCGUGACUCAGAGAAGCAAAGCGAAAGGUCUAGGGUUCGGGGCUCAGGGCGAGUGUUUGUUCUAAGAGAAAGACGAUGGCGGUGGAGGCGGCCCGCCCCCACAAGCUCCGGUGGGGAGAGCUCGACGAGGAUGACGGCGGCGACCUCGACUUCCUGCUGCCGCCGCGGGUGGUGCUGGGCCCCGACGAGAACGGGAUCAAGAAGACGAUCGAGUACCGCUUCGACGACGAGGGCAACAAGGUCAAGGUCACCACCACCACCCGCAUCCGCAAGCUCGCCCGCGCCCGCCUCAGCAAACGCGCCCUCGAGCGCCGCUCCUGGCCCAGGUUCGGCGACGCCGCCUGCGAGGACGCCGGCAGCCACCUCACCAUGGUCUCCACCGAGGAGAUCCUUCUCGAGAGGCCCCGCGCCCCAGGUAGCAAAGCUGAAGAAACAAAGGUUGCAGGAGACCCGUUGGCUGCUAUCGGAAAAGCAGGUGCUGUUCUUAUGGUAUGCAGGACUUGUGGCAAGAAGGGCGACCACUGGACAUCAAGAUGCCCCUACAAGGACCUUGCCGCACAAACAGAUGGCUUUAUUGACAAGCCUCCAGCUGCUGAAACUGCAGCUUCAUCAGGCCCUAGCAAGGGAACUUAUGUUCCUCCAGGCUUGAGAGCUGGUGCAGAGAGGAGCGGAACUGAGAUGAGGCGUCGGAAUGACGAGAACUCAGUUCGGGUGACCAACCUUUCUGAGGAUACCCGUGAACCUGACCUUCUUGAGCUCUUCCGUCCUUUUGGUCCUGUGACUCGUGUCUAUGUUGCUGUUGAUCAGAAGACUGGCGUAAGUCGGGGCUUUGGUUUUGUGAACUUCGUCAGUAGGGAAGAUGCAGAGAGAGCUAUCAGCAAGCUUAAUGGUUAUGGUUACGAUAAUCUUAUCCUGAGGGUUGAGUGGGCUACUCCAAGGCCUAAUUGAAUCUGCAUGUCGAUUGCGGAAAGUUGGAGUUCAGACGAGUGCUUUGUUUUAUCUUGCAUUUCCCUAUUUAAAUUUUGCCAUGAAAUCUCUGGAAUAUUUUUGCCAUCAGCGGAUGUGCGCCAAGCAUUUGCUUCUUGAUCUUGGUUGGAUAUUUCAUAUUAUAAUUUUUAUUUAUUUAUUUGUUUUUGUUAGGGUUAACAGUUGCUUUGGGGUCGAGUGUUUGCUUGACUUGUGAUAAUUUUGUUCUCUACCUCCUGGACGGUCUAACGUUUUAAAUGUUCUGGCGAGUGGAAAUGCUCGUUUUCCUAA
Messenger RNA from Phoenix dactylifera (date palm), 1315 nucleotides. RefSeq lists its product as uncharacterized. Lineage: Eukaryota; Viridiplantae; Streptophyta; Magnoliopsida; Arecales; Arecaceae. The record is from RefSeq and is a predicted model, not a curated record. Gene Ontology annotation, molecular function: translation initiation factor activity; RNA binding. Gene Ontology annotation, cellular component: cytoplasm; eukaryotic translation initiation factor 3 complex.